Besnoitia besnoiti is the source of this 1962-nucleotide messenger RNA. RefSeq names its product rhoptry protein ROP16. The record is from RefSeq and is a predicted model, not a curated record. The transcript has a single exon. Gene Ontology annotation, biological process: protein phosphorylation. Gene Ontology annotation, molecular function: ATP binding; protein kinase activity. Bases 1 to 1962 code for a protein of 653 amino acids. NCBI's taxonomy places the organism in Eukaryota, Apicomplexa, Conoidasida, Eucoccidiorida, Sarcocystidae.
AUGCGGCUGGCGAGACCCCACACAUUUUCUCCUGAUAGCAACAAACGAUGGACAUGGCCUGCAGCUACAACGGUAGAGACUCCCAGUUUCUCUCUGGAAAGAUCGCUUGCAAGUGGAAGACCACCGGUAGCGCUACCGAGUCGCGACCACCCGUCGGGACGCUCGGUUGUCUUGACAGAUUUCGCACGCAGUUCACAUGGGUUUGGCGGCGCGUACAGUGACUCAGGCACACGGGGGUACGGGAUGGAACAGACGACACAAGAAACCUUGCCGCAUGGCAUGCCGCCUUCCUCUGCUAGGGCGUCACGGAUCGCCCCCGAAGUACGGCUCCACCACCCGAUCAUUCCACAUGAUAUCACAAUACCUUCGCCAGCUUCCGUCGGCCCAACAUCACCUAGAACCACAACAUCGUUGAACGCCGCACGGAUGCAACCUGUGCCUACGCAGAGUGAGUAUAUGGCAAUACACGACUUGCAACUGUCUCUGUCGCCACCCCCACCAGGCGAUCGACAGCCCGCGAAGAUCUCGCAAGGAUAUGUGACAUUAGAGGACAGCCUGGCCGCGUUCUUCUCCAACAUGCGUAUUGCGAGGAGACAUGAAACGAGUCCAGACGAAAUUCAAGCCCUGCAUUUCAUUGCUGAAAAACUCCUUGGAUCUGUACCCGACAUUCGCGCACUAACCGCCGCUGUCCAGGAAGCAAUACGAGAACAGAAGCGAGAGGCACGUGAUACGCGAGCCAGUGAACUGUUCCGAACUCCGAUUGAAGCCGCUGUGGAAACAGUCCUCCCCGUGGGCAAACCCGUCUCAGUUCAAACCGAUGGGGGGGCGCAGAUGAGGCUGAUCAAUAAGGGGAUCCUCGGGUCAGGAUGCUUCGGCGUUGUGUUGAAGGUAUCUCUAGAAGACAGGCGUAAGUAUGCAGCGAAAAUGGCGUACGGCAAGGUCGAGCGGGGACCCGGUAUGUCGCGUCAGGCAUUGCAGGCGGAGAUUGCAAGGCUCAAGACGCGAAUAGAGACAACAGUUCAGGCGGAAUUGGGCGUUAGAGGAAAGUUGCUGGCGACAGGCCACACGCCUGAGGACUUGAAGCGGUUCAGGCUUUGCGUGUGCACUCAGAUUUUGAGACUUCCCACUGAGGUAUCCCGGGAAGUUGUACUCGACUCGACAACCGUGUUUCUCUCCAGAGAAAUCAUGCUGCAGCCCCUCCUGGGUCCGACAAUGGCGAGUCUAGUCAGGCGGCACCCGUCAUUUACCUUGCAGCGGGCUGUGGCAAGAGAGGUGGUACUCGCGAUUGCGGGGCUCCACGAGCUUGGGUUUGCCCAUGGAGACGUCAAAAUGAGCAACAUUCUUUUUCAUGAUGACGGGUCUGCGUACUUGGUGGAUAUCGGCUCCGCGGCCCCUUUAUACAGCCGCAUGACCAAUCUAGAUUCAAUCUACGCGAGACUAGGUUCUCCUGAGCUUGCGAGGCUCUGGCAGGGACGUGCCACUGGCCCUGUUGUUCGCGCUGGGGCAGACGCCUGGGCGUUAGGCUCAAUCCUCUUUCAGUUCACCUGCGCCGGGCGGCUACAUUACCGCAUCUCCGAUGUGGAAGAGAGACUGCUGGGUAUGCACCUUAUGAGCAUCCAGUUGUCCGAGUUCUCGUAUCAUUACUGUCCCGCGCCUGACCCGGCAGUAAUGGGCAUUGCCUUGCGUUUUCUGGAUACGAUUGCAGAAAGACGGCCAUCAGUCGUGCCAUUCACGCGACAGCACGCCUUUUUCGGUGAUCCCUCGGACGCAAUCAGUUCUGAUUUCCCGUCUUGGACACAGCGGUGUCCCUUAACUUUCAUGCGUAAACCUACGAUGAAACACGGCAAAGUUAAAAGAAUGAUCUUUGUGGUGAACGGGUACAAACGGGCUUAUCGUUCAUUUGCGUCCUUACUCUCCGGCGGGGAUAAGUUCUGGAUUACUCGCAAUGGGAGUUUGACGUGA